AUGCUGAGCAACAGGGAACGUUCGCCCGUUCGACGAGCUCUUAGGAGGAACCGAUCAGCCGAUCAACAUUCCCUCCUCCCCAUGGUGACAACUUCACGGCAGGGGCCACCAAGGGGACGAGUAUCUAGUGGAGAUGAAGGUAGCGCUACUAGUACUCCGCGAUUGCGACGAAAUCGAUCUGGCAGCGGCAGUGGCGAUUUUGGUAAUUUGGAUAUGUCACUGCCCUAUGGGUCCAGCAAAUACGCCAGCCGCAGGGGAGGUGUCGACACUAACAUGAUCCUCAAGAUUGCCAUUGCCGUACUCUUUUUUAUUGGGAUGGCCAAGUUUAUACUUAGCACUGAUCACACAGCAUCCAAAGUCAGAGGCAUCUAUUGUCCCAUGGAGUAUCCCGAACCCUUUUCGAAAUGUACUCUCCCGUUUGGCACCGAGUGUCCAUUCCAGUGCAUCAACAUGCCAGUUUAUACCAGGGAGGGCAAAUGUACAGGUGAAGUCCAAUGUACUCCAGAAAAACAUUGCACAUGCGACAAAUCGAGGGGCGGAGAAUGGUUUUGUUUUGGAGGAAGAACACACAUGGAUGAUGAGUGCAAGCAACGCAAUUAUGAAACCUAUGAACCAUGUGUCUGUCCUCGAACAUUGGCACAACGAACAACUCCAUAA
Cylindrotheca closterium is the source of this 657-nucleotide messenger RNA. NCBI's taxonomy places the organism in Eukaryota, Bacillariophyta, Bacillariophyceae, Bacillariales, Bacillariaceae. The record is from the annotation of a GenBank genome assembly.